CAUACAACGCGUACCAAUAUUUGAUCGCAUUGCACGUGUCUUGAAAAUUUCCACUAGUUUUAGAACAAAAUUAUAUAUUCUUAAACCUACAGUUACUAUGGAUUCUCCCGAAGAAGCACCGUUGAAAGCAAACUACAAUGCAAAGAAGGAAAGGAAAACUUUGAAAGAGAAAAUAAAAUAUGUAAAAGAUAAUAUUACUGUGGAACCUGUUGUAGCUUGUUUUGUAGUUCCUGGAGUUUUAGCCCGACUGGCAACGCAAAAUCUCAAUUUAGAUAAAGCAUGUCGGGUUAACUUGGGGUACGGCGAUGCUGUAUGCGACUCCUUGCUGGCUAGAGAAAGCAACAAGUAUCUAAAAGAAGAAUUGGCCGUUCAAGAACUUGUGGCGUCAAUGGAAGUUUGGAAGACCUUCAUCGUGACAGCUAUACCAAGCUUUUUAAUAUUAUUCUUAGGCGCAUGGAGCGACAGGACAAGAAAAAGAAAAAUAUGCAUCCUAUUGCCAGUCGUUGGAGAUCUUCUCAUGUGCCUAAGUAAUAUUUUGAGUGUGUAUUUCUUUUAUGAAAUACCGGUGCAGUUAACAAUGUUUCUAGAGGUAAUAUUUCCAGCGAUAACAGGAGGAUGGAUCACAUCUUACAUGGGUAUAUUUAGUUACAUAAGUGAUAUAUCAAGUGUUGAGACGAGGACUUUCCGGAUUGGGGUGACAAAUCUGUGUACAACCGCGGGAGGACCAAUUGCAUCCGCGUUAAGUGGAAUUCUGCUGCAUCAUAUAGGUUAUUAUGGAGUCUUUACAGUAAGCGGUUUACUGUUUUUGUUCAGUAUUUGCUACGGCUUUAUCUUUAUCAAAGACCCUGAACGACCGGUCUCUGAAAAGGAAAUUGAGGAUAAGUCAGCCGGCGUAUGGGGCUCCCUCAAAUCCUUUUUCGACACGAAACACGUGAAAGAUACGUUGGCUGUGGCAUUCAAAAAGGGACCUAAUCACAGACAGACUAAGUCCAUUUUAAUACUGACUUGCAUCGUUCUUAUACACGGACCGUGGUAUGGGGAAUACUCAGUACGUUAUCUGUUUACAAGAUAUCGGUUUAAUUGGGACGCGCUGAAGUACAGUUUCUAUAACACAUUCUACAUCGUGGUGCAUGCUUUAGGUGCGUUGAUCUCAAUAAGCCUAUUCAGUCGCUACCUAAAGUGGGACGAUUCAGUGCUGGGUAUCAUCUCAACUGGCAGCAAAUUUGUGGGCGCCAUAGCCGUUGCCCGCGCCACGACCUCAUUAGAUAUGUAUAUUGCGGUGCUUCUGGAAACUUUCAACGCAACUUCGUUCACAGCAAUGAGAUCCAUCUCAUCUAAACUAGUCACUAGCGAUGAAUUAGGCAAAAUGACAUCAGUAUUCAACCUGACCGAGAUACUGGCGAACAUGAUGUUUGGACCUGUAUACUCCUGGCUCUAUCGAGAGACCCUUUCGGUGGACCCUGGUAUCAUCUAUUACGUCAGUGCUGGUUUCACUAUACCUCCAAUUAUUAUUUUUGUAUGGGUUUUCAUUCAGCACAAAAAAGAUAUUCGUAAAGAGAUGAAAAAGAAAAAUGUAACUACAAAUGCAGAUCCCGGCUUAGAAAUACAAACGAGUGUUUCAUCAACAGGCAGCAUCGAUAAUAAAAUGAGUGAUCAGAAAACAAAUGUGGAAGAAAAACCUUUCAAAGAUAAUCAAAAUGAAUUCAAAACCAAAACGCUUUAUGAGAAAAUAUGUUAUAUCAAAUGUAACGUGACUGUUGAACCAAUAUUCGCUGGACUAGUUAUAGGAUCUAUGCUUUCUAGAAUAGCAAUACAAAACCUUAAUUUGGACAAAACGUGCAGAGUGAAAAAAGAUUAUGGGGAUGUUAUUUGCGAUGCCCUUAUUGAAAGAAAAGGUAACCAUACUGAAGAAGAAGGAGAUAUACAGAAGAUUAUAUCUCAAAUUGAAACCUGGAGGAGCAUAAUACAGACUGCAGUGCCUACCUUGCUUGUGAUUUUCAUGGGUGCUUGGAGUGAUCGGACAGGAAAUAGGAAGAUUUGCAUUCUCUUACCAGUGGUAGGAGAGAUCUUGGUUUGCGCAAGCAAUAUUCUGAGCACUUAUUUUUUCAAUGAGAUUCCUGUAGAAGUGACGAUGUUCCUAGAAUCCAUAUUCCCUGCUAUUACUGGUGGAUGGGUCAUGAUGUAUCUUGGAGUAUUCAGCUACAUAAGUGACAUUACGACGGCAGAAUGCAGGACUUUCAGGGUUGGCUUAGUUAAUCUUUGCAUGACGUGUGGUAUUCUCGUUGGCACUUCGUUAAGUGGAUUCCUCUUGAGGUUUGGAGGAUACUAUGGAGUAUUUUUUACAACAGGAAUCAUACAGUUAGCUAUUGCUGCAUAUGGAUGCAUAUAUUUGGACAAAAAUACUAAACCUGAACAAGAUUCAAAUGAGAAGAAGGACCGUAUAACAGCCAAGUACCUUAUCACGGUGCAGAAAGAGACAGCUUCAGUUGUAACCAGAAAACGGGAGGGGAAUAUCAGAAUGAAGAUCAUAUUAACGCUCAUAGUUGUAGCGAUGGCGUACGGCCCGAACCAUGGAGAAUCAAAGGUGCUAUAUUUGUUUUUGCGCUACCGUCUCAAUUGGGAUGCAGUGAAGUACAGCAUUUAUUCUACGUGCAAUAUCAUCACGCAUUCUAUAGGAGCUCUGUUCUCCAUCAGCGUGUUCAGUAAGCGGUGGGGUUGGGACGACUCCGUGCUCUGUCUCAUUUCCAUCGUCAGCAAGAUGGUCGGCUCCGUCUUCAUUGCAUUUGUCGCCACAGAUGUUCAAAUGUUUAUGGUUCCUCUGGUUGAGAUUCUAAACGCCACUACGUUUACAUCAUUAAGAUCAAUGGCUUCUAAAUUAGUACCCAGUCAAGAAAUGGGGAAAAUGAAUUCUCUCUUCAGUCUCGUGGAAACGCUGGCGGCGUUGGCUUUCGACCCCACCUACACGACGUUGUACGGGGCUACUAUGAAGACAUUCACAGGCGCCGUGUUCCUUUACAGCGCGGGCAACACCUUGCCGGCUAUAUCAAUAUUAAUAUGGUUCUUCAGGCAACAUCGUCAAGAAGUAAAGGAGAAAAAAGCUGAAACAAUAAUCCAGAAACUUGAGGUCAUUUGUGUUCCUGCACCCGAGAAAUCAGUCUGAACCUGAUAUAAGUAGUUGUUCUACCAGUUAGGC
This is a messenger RNA of Cydia amplana, 3193 nucleotides long. RefSeq lists its product as uncharacterized. The transcript has 14 exons. Gene Ontology annotation, cellular component: membrane. Gene Ontology annotation, molecular function: transmembrane transporter activity. Gene Ontology annotation, biological process: transmembrane transport. NCBI's taxonomy places the organism in Eukaryota, Metazoa, Arthropoda, Insecta, Lepidoptera, Tortricidae. The record is from RefSeq and is a predicted model, not a curated record. The coding region runs from base 98 to 3160 and encodes 1020 amino acids.